Messenger RNA from Suricata suricatta (meerkat), 1500 nucleotides. Its product is annotated as vascular non-inflammatory molecule 3. The transcript has 7 exons. Bases 1 to 1500 code for a protein of 499 amino acids. Lineage: Eukaryota; Metazoa; Chordata; Mammalia; Carnivora; Herpestidae. Gene Ontology annotation, molecular function: hydrolase activity, acting on carbon-nitrogen (but not peptide) bonds, in linear amides. The record is from RefSeq and is a predicted model, not a curated record.
AUGAUUACAACCUCUUUUCCAAAAUAUGUGGCAAUAUUUGCCAUCUUCAUCCCGUGUGUCAGUGCACUGGACACUUUCAUUGCUGCGGUGUAUGAACAUGCUGUCAUUUUACCAAACAGGACAGAAACACUAGUUCCAAAAGAAGAGGCCUUGGUCCUGAUGAACAAGAACUUAGAUGUUCUGGAGAACGCAGUUCAACUGGCAGCGAGGCAGGGUGCACAUAUCAUUGUUACCCCAGAAGAUGGAAUUUAUGGCUGGGUUUUCACAAGAGAGACCAUUUACCCCUAUCUGGAAGAUAUCCCAGACCCUAAGGUGAAUUGGAUUCCAUGUACAGAUCCCCAGAGGUUUGGCUACACCCCAGUGCAACAAAGGCUCAGCUGCAUGGCCAAGGACAACUCCAUUUACAUUGUGGCAAAUAUUGGGGACAAGAAGCCAUGCAAUGCCAGUGACCCUCAGUGUCCCCUUGAUGGUCGUUACCAGUACAACACUGAUGUGGUGUUUGAUUCUGAGGGUAGGCUAGUGGCACGUUACCAUAAGUACAAUCUUUUUGCACCCGAAAUUCAAUUUGAUUUCCCAAAGGAUUCAGAAUUUGUGACUUUUGAGACCCCUUUUGGGAAGUUUGGCAUUUUCACUUGCUUUGACAUUUUUUCUCACAACCCGGCUGUGGUGUUGGUGGAUGAGUUUCAGGUGGACAGUGUUCUGUACCCCGUGGCAUGGUACAACACGCUGCCCCUUCUGUCGGCUGCUCCCUUCCACUCCGCGUGGGCCAGAGCCAUGAGAGUCAACCUGCUUGCUGCGAAUACCCACAACACCAGCAUGCACAUGACAGGGAGUGGAAUCUACACGCCAGAAGGGGUCAAAGUGUAUCACUAUGACAUGGAAACAGAGAGUGGCCAGCUGAUGCUGUCAGAACUGAAGUCCCGGCCUCGAAGCGAACCCACCUAUCCUGCAGCUGUUGACUGGAAUGCUUAUGCCAGAAGUGCCAAGCCAUUCUUGUCUGAACAGUCAGAUUUUCCAGGGAUGAUUUAUUUUGAUGAGUUCACCUUCAUUGAGCUUAAGAGAAACAUAGGAAAUUACACAGUUUGUCAGAAAGACCUGUGUUGUCACUUAACUUACAAGAUGUCUGAGAAACGAACAGAUGAGGUGUAUGCACUAGGUGCUUUUGAUAGACUGCACACAGUAGAAGGUCAAUAUUACUUACAGAUAUGCACAUUGCUGAAGUGUCAAAUCCCUGACUUGAGAACUUGUGGGGAGCCCGUGGGGUCAGCUUUCACCCAGUUUGAAGAAUUCUCCCUCAGCGGCACAUUUGCAACACGCUAUGUUUUCCCACAGAUCAUUCUCAGUGGAAGUCAACUUGCUCCUGAAAGACAUUAUGAGGUUUCACGAGAUGGCCAUCUGAGAAGCCGAAGCAGAACCCCUUUGCCUGUCUUAGUUAUGGCCCUGUACGGAAGAGUGUUCGAGAAGGAUCCUCCGCGCUUAGGGCAAGGGCCCGGGAGAUGA